Messenger RNA from Penicillium verhagenii, 1899 nucleotides. Its product is annotated as ankyrin repeat domain-containing protein. The record is from RefSeq and is a predicted model, not a curated record. Gene Ontology annotation, molecular function: protein binding. Bases 1 to 1899 code for a protein of 632 amino acids. The transcript is spliced from 2 exons. Gene Ontology annotation, cellular component: nucleus; cytoplasm. NCBI's taxonomy places the organism in Eukaryota, Fungi, Ascomycota, Eurotiomycetes, Eurotiales, Aspergillaceae.
AUGAUGGUUAUACCUGAAGACAAACCUCUGCAUCAGAUUGCAGCUCUCAAACAAGUAGCAAAACUGCUCUAUGACACCUCAGAGACAUCGGUUCUGACCUGCCACGCAAAGAAUGAGCUUGGUCAACUCAUUGCCCUCCUUGGUCUCUCAGGGAAACAUUUCCUUGAAUGCCCAGAGAUCGCGGGUCCCCAGGAACAAAGGAAGUUGAAGAUUUAUCACUCUAUCCUGGUGGACUUGAAGAAAGUCCAGAAAAGUACAACUGAAGUUGACUCGCCGGAGGUCAUCGAGGAUGUUCGCGCUCUGAUUGAUGACAUGAAUUUUGGUCUGAGCAUUAUGAACGCCCGUAUGGUAGUAUCGUCACAGAACAAGAUGAAUCAAAUGCUUCGGGAUUACAUCGUUCAUGUUGCCACCGGAAGGCGAAACGCAAACAUUGUCUCGAAUCUUUUCAAGGACGGUUCAUUCUUCGAAAAAGACAAGGCAUGGAGGGAUCUGCAGCGAGAGCUGCAGGACUUUGGCAUGACACCAGAACAGUCUUUCCAGGAGUAUGACUUCAUCCUCAUGACUCUCCGAAAAGCAGCACUCGAGAGCAAGCUCCUCGGAAAUAUUGUUAUACAACCACCGGCGCCCGAAAUUCCCAUGCCCCCAUCGCCAACAACAUUCACAAACUCGUCAAAUGAGGAUAGCAGGUCUUCCUCAGAGUACUCGAGAAGUUCAAGUGAUUAUCUUGACAGCGAAUGCUGCUGGGAGAAUGAUUCGGUGCCGGUCAAUGAUAUUCCCGUCUCCGUUGCCGUCGAGAUCGAGGUCAGCAAUCGCCAGGUCCCUCGCCGACUACCAGGGCGAGCUCUCGAUGAUUUCCCCGGAGCGAGAGACAUAUUCAACCCACUCGACGCAUAUGACAACCAAAUGGUCUUCCGAUCUUCAGCGAUCUCAAAGCCAAAGCCUCCUUUGAUACCCAGCUCUUCUUCCGACCAAAAAGCAGCCGGCUACGGCACCAUCCCUAUAAAGCUAGAAGCAAGAGGCCGCUCCGCGUCCGAAGGCAAUUUCAACCGAUUCUCCAUGUUCGGCUCACCACAAGUCGCAGUCAAGCGAGGCAAGAGGCCCAACCUAAUGAGCCGAAUGAAAUUCAAAAUGACCAACAACAAAGGCGAGUUCUGCUCGUUAGUCAAGAUCGGCGACGUAUACGGAAUCAAAUGUGCGCUUGAAAAGGGCACAAGCGCGAACACCGAGAACCCUCUCGGACAGACGGGCCUGAUUAUCGCUGCCGCCUUCGGCCAUUACGACGUCGUUAUGCUUCUCAUGGACUACGGCGCAAAGCUAGACGCAAUGGGGCACGGCGGGGAGACGGCGCUGUCCGUCGCUACGCUGCGCGGAUACAACGAUAUCGCUGAGCUACUUCUGGACCGCGGUGCGGAUCCCAAUGCAGCAUCUGUGUAUGGCAAGCCGGCUCUCUCACAGGCUGCAGGAACCGGUAAUCUGGCUUUGACUAAGCUUUUGCUGGAUUUCGGCGCGGAUCCCAAUGGUAUUACCGCCUCGGGCGAGACAGCGCUUUCUUAUGCUGCUGCGUGCGAUCGGUAUCAGGUUGCACAGCUGCUCCUCCGCAGUGGUGCCCAUGCUGACAGAACGGGCCAUGCUGGGCAUACGCCCCUUCUCAAGGCUGUUGGUAAAGGAAGUACUCGGAUGGCUCAGUUGCUGCUUGAGCAUGGCGCUGAUCCUAAUCGACAAGAUGGUCGUCAGCAAACUCCAUUGAUACAGGCAAUGCAGCAGGGGAAAUCCGAAAUCCUUGCCUUAUUUCUAAAGCAUGGAUAUGGCCCUGACAAUGGCUCUGGGUCUGCUCUAGGGGGACUGGGCUCAAUGGCUGGAGAAAUUUCGAAGAGGAUGUCGCUCUUCAGCGUAAAUUAA